AUGUCAGCUAUAAAAGGAAGUAAAAACGAUUCUGGUGCUGAAAAACGAAAACGGAAAAAAGCUCAAGAAGAACGAUUAGAAUCACAAAAAGGUUCUAUUUUUAAAUAUUUAAAGCAGGAUGAUUUAGCAGUAAUAGAUGAUGCCGAAGCCACUCAGAUGGAAGAGAAAACCGAAAGUAUGGAAAUUGGUCAGAUGAUUGCAUUAGAUCAUAUUCCCAAUAUUUCAUCUAAUUUAACAAGUACAAAAGAACAAGAACCAGUUGAGGACAAUGAAAUUGAAAUUACUGCAAAAGAGGAAAUUGAAUCAUUUCAGGAUGAUAACAUUGAAACUGUUGAUUGGAGUGAUAUUGGUUGUUGGCCAAUAAAUAUUGAAAACUCUCAACAACGUGAUUUUCUGAAAAAAAACAAAAACAAAAAAACGAAAAUAAGUUUUUCCUCCAAGUCACUGACAUUGAUAUAUCAUAUAUCAUAUAUCGGUAGAGUAGCCAACACCAUAGAUGUAGCUCUGCCUAGGGCCGCCAAAUGUCUGGAACCGGGCCUGCGUGGAACACUUGGUUCCUUAUGGAGAUUGCAUGAAAAAAUAUAA
Molecule: messenger RNA, 585 nt
Organism: Helobdella robusta
Lineage: Eukaryota; Metazoa; Annelida; Clitellata; Rhynchobdellida; Glossiphoniidae
Exons: 2
Coding region: 1-585 (194 amino acids)
Source: RefSeq, a predicted model, not a curated record